Molecule: messenger RNA, 2071 nt
Organism: Esox lucius (northern pike)
Lineage: Eukaryota; Metazoa; Chordata; Actinopteri; Esociformes; Esocidae
Gene: hint2
Product: histidine triad nucleotide binding protein 2
Exons: 7
Coding region: 64-564 (166 amino acids)
Cellular component (GO): cytoplasm; mitochondrion
Molecular function (GO): hydrolase activity
Source: RefSeq, a predicted model, not a curated record
GAAAGCAGACAUCAUAUCCGGUUUUGGGAACUCAACUCGACUGAACUGCACAGUGCAGUGAAUAUGAUUUUUUACCGGACACAAAUAAUUUGCUUCAGGAAAAAUAUUGGCUAUUUACGCCUUUUGCCCCUUGCAUGCCGAGCAGAGAGACACUUCUGCACAUCAAAAACCAAUAGUGAUGAGGUUAAUUUGGCUAAAGAAGCAAGCAAGAAAUAUGGUUCUUCAGCUCCAACUAUCUUUUCCAAAGUGAUUGACAAAAGUAUUCCUGCAGAUAUAAUUUAUGAAGACGAUAAGUGUUUAGCCUUUAGAGAUAUCAGUCCACAAGCUCCUGUGCAUUUCCUGGUUAUUCCCAGAGUCGCUAUCCCAAGAAUCAGCGAAGCCAAAGAUGACGAUGCUGAGCUGUUAGGCCAUCUCCUAGUAGUUGCUAAAAAUGUAGCGAAGAAAGAGAGAUUACACAAUGGUUACAGAGUGGUGAUCAAUGAUGGGAAGCAUGGUGCCCAGUCUGUAUAUCACCUCCACAUCCAUGUUUUGGGAGGCAGACAGUUGAACUGGCCUCCAGGCUAGCAAAUGGACCUUCUGUUAAUUAGGGGUUAUUUUCAUGUCGGUCACAUACCAAUAUAAUAAAGGUCUAGGAUUUAAUUGUCUUUUCAAUAGUGAUUUCUUUUUGUUAUUUUGGAUUUCCUACUGUGUAAUAUGAGAUGAUCAUUGACGUUAUUGUACAGUGUACCUGUGUAAAAAGAUUGAAAUAAAAAGUUCUGGAAUAAAAAAUAUCCAAUACAUUUGAAUUAAAUAAACUUUUGGAGAUAUUUGCUGGACACAAUUUCACAGACAUUUUCAGUCAGGCAUGGAGAUUGUUGUUUCUAUGUUGUGCUAUUUUGAUACAGUAGCCUCAUUAAUAUGUCCAGAAACCAGCUGAGGCAAUGAUAACUGAGGACAGGUGUGGUGUGACUGGUGGCAUGACUAUGACCUUGGUCAAGAAUAUUGGCUACUCUGUCAUCUGGAGCGCAUGGUUGAACUUUCACCUGCAUUAACUGAAACGGCAUGUCCAGGUUCAGGCAAUUCUUAACUUCAACACCUCAAGAUAUGAAAUAAGAUUGACACUUUGACCUGAAAUACAAGAUUUUAAAUACUUGUAAUAACAGGUCAAUAACAUUAUCUAUUAAUCUUGGAAAACAACUUAUUUGUUUUUUUACCCUUUUCAAUGCAGAAUGUGUAUUAAAUGAGAAAGACUUGUUGCACAAUGUUUGUUCCCUACAGAUUAAAGAUCUGGAUUUUUUGGGUCAAAGUCUCCUCUUUCCUCAUAAACCUGUGGAGGUUAUCUUGCUUUAUCAAUGAAUUUUAUAUCCCCACGAUAUAAAAAUAAUAAGAACUGACAAGAUAAACAUCUUUGUACCAGUCUGAACCAUGGUCCCAACUGAAAAUUAGGAUUAUUUAUAUACCUGGAAUCGGAAAUUUACUACCUGCACAAAAUAAUGUGAAUUAGACUAAUUGGUCUUAAAACUGUUUUACUUUCACUUACCCAGCCACAGUAAUGUCAAUACUAGCUUAACUCAGAUGCUCAGUCUGUAAUGUAAUCUGCUACCACCUUAUAGCCUCCAUUUUAGUUUCCACACCUUUGGCUGCGGAAGGUAACCUUUGUCCAAGUCUGUUGGUGGAUCUUUAACUGGGCGACUCGACCCUCAUUAGGUGUGGGCCAAGUUACGUAAGAGUAAAGACAGAGUAGUAGGCUGGUACUUUCCCCCGUACAAGACCACCACAGGCUGUCCUAGGUGACAGUUACGCACUGCACAGCACAUCGAAGUCCAUCCCAGUUUUACUCUGGUUGAUAUCAUAUAGCACCUGCCUCUGUCUGUCUGACUGGACAAGGUCCCUGAACAAGGAAUUAAACCAUGUCAGACCAAGAGGAUUCAAUUGUCCCCAGUGGGGUUGCUGUUGUAAAGAGGAUUUCAGAGAGUUUGAGUGAUAAUCCUCUUGGAGAAAGCAAAUCAUCCGUCACCACACUCCACCAGAACAACAACCACUCCAGUGAUCUUAUCAAAAAAGGAUUAGUAGAUCAUCCACAAAUAAAGUC